UGAGUCGAGCGGGUUUUGGGUUUGGUUGUGGCCAAAGUCUGGUUGUUGCUGCUCCGGUGUUGUGUUGUUGUUUUGUGAUCUUGUUUCGCAACGACUGAGCGAUGGCAUCCCGAGUGCAAAUAGCUAAAAGCAUUCUGUAUUUCAUGUUUAUAUGUGUUUUAUGGCAGAGUGCAAGUUCUAUGCAAUAUGUUGGCCCAAAUUUGAAUUAUUCGUAUCCACAAACAAAGUAUUUCACACAAAAGAUGGAUCAUUUUAAUCCAACAAUUGAUUCAACUUAUGAACAGAGGUAUUUGAUUUCACAAGAAUAUUGGAACAAGGAUGGUGGUCCCAUAUUUUUUUACACUGGAAACGAAGGAGAUAUCACACUUUUUGUUAAUAACACGGGAUUUAUAUGGGAUAUUGCUCCACAGUUUGGUGCAAUGGUUGUGUUUGCUGAGCACAGAUAUUAUGGAAAAUCAAAACCAUUUCCUGACCUUUCCCCUAAUCCAGACAAUGUACACAAAUUUGGUCAAUUUACUGUGGAACAAGCUUUAGCUGAUUAUGCAAGAUUGAUAACAUAUUUGAAAGAAACUAUUGAUGGGGCAAAAUACAGCCAUGUAAUUGCAUUUGGUGGAUCUUAUGGCGGAAUGCUUGCUGCAUGGAUUCGACAGAAAUAUCCUCACAUUGUAACAGGAUCAUUAGCCGCGUCAGCACCUGUUCGUUACUUUCCUGGUUUAGUUGGUUGUGCUGAGUACAAUGAACUAGUAACACUGGAUUUUGAAAAUGUUCCUGGAGGUAGAGAAUGCACUGUCAAUAUCAGGAAUUCGUGGAAGACAAUCGAAUCUGUUGCUAAACAACCUGAUGGAUUCGAGACGCUGACAAAAGUGUUUCAUUUAUGCAAGUCAUUGAAAGAUGUAAGCUCCCUUGAAGAUUGGUUAUCAAAUGCUUGGUCAUCACUAGCAAUGGUGAAUUAUCCAUAUCCAACAAAUUUUUUGAAUCCACUUCCAGCUUGGCCCAUACAGGAAACCUGUAAACCUUUGUCAAAGCCAAAACUUCAAGGCAUUGAACUUCUCAAUCAAGUUCGAGAAGCUGCUGGAGUGUUUUAUAAUUAUUCCGGUCAAUCUGAUUGUUUUUCUCUCGAUUCAGAAGCAAGUCCCGGUUUAUCUGCUGGGCUAUGGUAUUACCAGACAUGCACUGAAAUGGUGAUGCCUUUCUGUGCUGAUGGAUUUAAUGACAUGUUCAAACCAGCUAAAUGGACAAUAGAAGAUUUUACCAAAGAAUGUCAAAAGAAGUUUGGCACCACACCUAGACCUGUAUGGCCAAUAUUGCAAUUUGGUGGUAGAGAUUGGUCACAAGAAAGUAAUAUUAUAUUCAGCAAUGGUAAAUUGGAUCCAUGGAGUGUUGGCGGAAUACUGGAAUCUCAGAAUGAAAAAAUUCUUAUUUUAUCAAUUGCCAAUGCUGCUCAUCAUCUCGAUCUGCGACACAAAAAUGAUUUGGACCCCAAAUCCGUUCAAAUUGCACGACAUCAGGAAAUGGAAACAAUCGCUAACUGGUUACGCCAAUAAAACAAUAGCUUUUAUCUCUGAAAUACUGAAUAGCUAAUGAUAGCAAUUUCAUUUUUCCUUUUUACUCAUAUCAUUUUUAAUCCGAUGUUCUCACGAAGCGCUGCAGCAAAAAAAGAUUUUUACCUCUCUGUUAUACACACAUCCUGUACAUUACCAAAAUGCAAGUUCUGAAUCUCAACUGUUGUGUGAUGUAUGUUUUAUCAUUUCUAGUAAUAACUGUAUUAAUAAACUACACAGCAUGAUUGAUUUUUCAUAUUUGUAUGUUUUUAUGAAUCUAAUAAAUGCAAUAAAAUUUAUCAUAGCAAUGCAAAA
This is a messenger RNA of Styela clava, 1856 nucleotides long. The record is from RefSeq and is a predicted model, not a curated record. Lineage: Eukaryota; Metazoa; Chordata; Ascidiacea; Stolidobranchia; Styelidae.